Molecule: messenger RNA, 960 nt
Organism: Fonsecaea multimorphosa CBS 102226
Lineage: Eukaryota; Fungi; Ascomycota; Eurotiomycetes; Chaetothyriales; Herpotrichiellaceae
Exons: 4
Coding region: 1-960 (319 amino acids)
Source: RefSeq, a predicted model, not a curated record
AUGUCCUCGCCGGUCAACGGCACUCACGCCUGGCCCAGAUCAUCCCAAGGAGAAGGUGGAGUUGAACUCGGCCCUAAUGAUGGUGCCGCCCUCAUCUCAAAGACCGGCCUCCCCUACAGACUUUCCGAACACCGCAAGAACUGGGCCACUUGGUUCGCCUUCUUCUGCUUCGACGGCUGCGUGCUUCCCAUUAUCUUGUUCUACUCUCUCUGGUAUGGUUCGACUUUGACCCAUUGGACAAUCUUUACGCUCAUUACAUCUUUGUCCUUUUGGACCUCUUAUCACAAAUGGUUCUCCCGGGGGUAUCGGCUGUUGAUCAAGCGCGAUCCAAAGUACAGACCGAUAAAUGGCGGCCGCUGGUGGUUUGACUGCUCAUAUUAUAUCUUGUCGCUGGCGCUGUUGAUCGUCAUUGUUGAACUUGUCGCUGCAACGGCCACCAAGGACGUCAAGGUCAAGGUCAUCGCCAUGGCGCCGCCCUCGGUCCUGUACACCAUCGGAGGUUACAUGCUGCUGCAGAACACGGCUCAUUGCCUGCGCAUCCGCACCUUUGUCACGCUUUCGUCAGUCAAGCGAGGCUCUCUAACGCCUCCGCCGUUGUUUACCGUCAUGGAGGACGUCUUCGCUGUCGACGGCUGCCACUUGGGCUUACCCGCACGGCAUGCGAUGCUCGCCACGUACAACGCCAGCGCGAGAUUUCGCAACACUCUGAUGUGGUGGUCAUGGAUUUGGUGUCUAGCCUGUCUGGCCGUUGCGGUCGGCUUGUCUAUUGUAGUCGGGCUUGUAAAAGGAACCACAGCCUUCGGUAUUACUUACGGCGUCUCUUUCCCAUUCAUCGUUUUCAUGUCGGUAGUCACCGCUUUCUGGAUGGAAUCCAGGGACGCCCGAGGUGCUUUCUCGGCACCUGUAGGUCAAGGGAAGGCCUUGCGGAGUGUUUCUGUCAGGAAUGGCCGUCUCGCAUAA